Molecule: messenger RNA, 8672 nt
Organism: Closterium sp. NIES-67
Lineage: Eukaryota; Viridiplantae; Streptophyta; Zygnematophyceae; Desmidiales; Closteriaceae
Source: the annotation of a GenBank genome assembly
AGCGGAGCACCAGGUUGAGCUCUUGACGCGGUAAGAGAAACAACCAUUUCACAGAUCCUUGGUUCUCUCAGCAUCUUGAGCAGAUGGUGUUUCUCGAAUCUCGAGCAACAGUAGCACGUCAUUAGUGAGUCUGUUCUUAGAGGUGUCUAUUCCCCCAAUCUCCUUGCAAUAUCGAAGCCUCCGAUUUGCGGUCCGACUUCUAGAAUUCACUCUCCGUCCCUGGCCGUCAGUUCUAGUAGGACUAACGAGGACAGAGCGCGACCUCGUCUGGUCUCCUCUUUCGUAGUGUCGUACUUCCUAAACAUUUUCAGUUACGGCCUAUUUUCUCUUUUCUUCUUUUUUUCGUUUCGUCCAUUAACUUUAGGCCAUGGCGCAGCAGCAAGGCGUCGACGAGUUGACCCUGAUGCAGCAAACGCCAGGCGGAAUGGUCUUGGCUCCAGCUCCUGCAAUGGACCCUUACGGUUCGCAUCAUCAGCAUCAGCAACAGCAUCAGCACCAGCUCCAGCUUCACCAUCAUCACCACGCGCACCCCGGAUUGGUCCCGCAAUCUCUCGACGAAUCAACGGUCAUGAUUCCUGCUGAGGCCGACGCGGUCGCAGCCAUGCUCGGAAAUGCCGGCGGCGAGGUGAUUCUAACGAGCGGAGGCCUAGCCAGCGCGGCUCACGGUCAUCCUGGAGCGAUUGUGACUACACAGGGGGUUAUGGCUGCCGGCGGCAUUCCGCAUGGUCAAGUCGUGAUGACCGCGGAUGGGAGGAUGAUGACCGUUGACGGGUCGGUUCUGACCAAUCAGGGAGUACUAGUCGCUGCUGCGUCCGCACUUGAGCACGCCUCGAUUCAAGAACACGCCGCGGCGAUGCACCACGCCUCGAUGCAAGAACACGCCGUCGCGAUGCACCACGCCGCGAUACAAGAACAAGCUGCUGCUGCUGCGGCGGCGGCGGCGGCAGCAGCGUUGCGGCAGCACCACCCGGUUCCGGAACGGCCUUCGCCGAUGCCGCACUAUGCGGAGGAAGACGAACAGCACGUGUCGAUGCAGCACGUACAUCACCACCAGCACCAGCACCAGCACCAGCACCAGCACCAGCACCAGCACCAUGCGUCGAUGGCGGAACACGAGUCCGUGCAGCAACAUCAAGACCAGCAGCAUCAACAAUUACAGCAUCAGCAUCUAGCCCACGAGAGUAUGCAGCAGCACCAGCAGCACCAGCAGCAGCAUGAAGGCCACGCGUCAAUGCAGGAACAUCAACCCACCCAUCACGGCGGACAUCACGGCGGAUACCACGGCAGAGAUCGCGCCGCACAUCACGCCGCACAUCACGGCGGAAAUCACGAGGAGCUCGCUAUGGUUGCGGCCCACGGAGACCCCAUGGCGCCGACCCAAGGCGACUUAAGCGGAGGCGAGUCGGAGGGCGAGGAGGAAACGGUGAUGCUCCGCGGGCGCAGCAAGAACCGGCAGGCCGUGGAGCUCAUAAUCAAACAGGAGAUCUGCGCGCUCAAGAACGCGCGCCCCAAGAUCACCGCGGCGGGGAUCUGCCAGGUAUUACGCGCGAAAUACGGUAACUCUACCGUGCGAGAGUCGCAGAUCCCGCGGAUCCUGCGAGACGAACACAAGUGGGGGCGCGCGCCCGCGAACUUCAAGCGCGUGAGGCAGCCGCACAACGUGCGGCUGGAGGAGGCGCUGGCGGUGUGGGUGCGCGAUAUGAAGGCGCGCGGCGAUUUCCGAGUCACGUGCGAUCGGAUCUUGGAGCACGCGAAGGACAUUGGGCCGUCGCUGGGCGUCCCUGCGUCCUUCAGGUAUAGCCGCGGAUGGAUUUCUCGCUUCCUGCGGCGAUGGGGACUCACGCGCAAGGCUGUGGAGGCAGCAAGGGAGGCCAACUUCAACCCCCUAGACCCUUCCUCGGGCCCCUCUCACGGCGGUGGGGGAGGCACCGACAGCGCCUCACACAUCAUCGACAGCCGAAGUUUAUUAGAGCUGGCAGACGAACAGCUGAAUCUCGAGGAAGCUGCCAGGCGCGCAUCUGAGCCGUCGGAUCUCCUCGCUGAGCUGGCAGAUGAGGAUAUCCUGGCCGCUGCUGCCAGCAUCCCUGCUGUGGGGAGUAGUGUUGUGGCGGCCGUGGCCGGAUCCAGGGGCGCGCAAUAUGCGCCUGGUGCUGCUGGCAUGGGGGGGAUGAGCGGUGGGGAGAUGGUUGGAGAGGGGCAGCUGCAGGCGGUGGCAGAGGAGGUGCUUCUGGGGCUGGAUGGAUCUGUAGCACGGGCGUCGGUUCCUUCUGCUGCUGCUGCUGCUGCUGGCGCCGCUGCUGGUACCGCGCCUGGUGCAGGUGCCUAUGCGCCUGGUUCGCAUAUGCUCGUGCCUUUUGGAGCCACGUUCACCUCUUCUCAAGGCGCACUCGGGUCCUCUCAAGGCCCGUUCGCCCACGGUCAGUUGUCGUCUUCUGCUCCCGGCCACCCGCCGUCCGCGCCUGCCCCGCCCCCCCAGCGCCGGCGCAACAUCACAGUGAAGCUGAAGCGCGCCAUCUGCGUGCUGAAGCGCGCCAAGCCACGCCUGCGCGCGUCCGCCAUCAUAGACGCCGUGCGCGCAAGCACAGGCAUUUCUCUAGGCACCCACCAGGUGUCGCGGAUCCUCCAAGACAGUGACAGGUGGAUGCGCGCCCAGACGAACGCCAACGCGGUUAAGAGAGUGAGGGACCCUGAGAAUGCUGCGCUUGAGGAGGCGCUGGCGGACUGGGUGAAAGAGAUGCGGGCGAAGCAUGGCGAGGCGAUGGUUACCAGGGACGAUAUGAUCGACCAUGCGAAGCGGAUCGGGCCCGGGCUAGGGGUUCAGCCGGGGUUUAAGUACAGCAGGGGGUGGCUGUCGCGGUUUUUGUGGCGGUGGGGGUUGCAGACGAGGGAGGAGAGUGAGGCGACGAGGAGGGAGGGGGGAGAAGGUGGUGAGGGGUCGUCUGGAGCUGCUGCUGCUGGGGCUGCUGGGCGUUCUCUGGCUCUAGUGCCUGCUGGUGCUGAAGGGGAGGCUGACGUAGGCUCCACUGGUGCUGCUGCUGCUGGGGCUAGUGCUGCCGCUGCUGCUGGUGCUGUUGGUGCAGGCAGUGAUGUUGGCAGUGACUUGGUUAUAUCCUCUCACGACUUUGUUAUUACCGGGACUGACAGUGACGAGGAUAAUUUCCUCCGUCUGGUAGAGGAGCAGCUGGCUGAGGCAGAGAAGGCAGGCGGCGUCAGGGGAGCAAUCGCUUGGGGGGGUGAGGGAGGUGAAGGAGGGGAAGGAGGAGAGGGAGGAGCAGGGGGGUCUUCCGAGGGGGAGGAUACUGGGGACGAGACAGACAUAGGCGAAGGUGGGGGAGAGGGAGAGAGGAGGCGGCGGUACGGGGGGGUGUUUGGCGGGAUGGGGAGCGGUGAGGGAGCAGGAGAUGCACUGGAUGUGGACACAGAUGGGAUCAGGCGAAGGCGGAUGGUGCAGGUGAAGGUAAAACGGGCAGUGUGCGCCUUGAAGCGAGCACGGCCGGACCUCUCAAGCCGUGAGAUCAUCGACGCGGUGCGGGUUAAAUACGGGGUGGAUCUCCCCCCGUCUGCUGUGCCGCGGAUUCUGAAGUACGACGAGCGGUGGCAGCAGGCGGGCGCGGCCGCGUCGUGCCGCGUGCGCUCGUGUAUGAACUCGAAGCUGGAGGAGGUUCUGGCCUCUGCUGUGCGGAGGGCGCUGGCCCGUGCUGCUGGUGAGGCUGGGGAGGGUGCGAGGGGGGGUGAGGGUGGGGAGGGUGUGCGGGGUGGUGAGGGUGGUGAGGGUGGUGAGGGUGUGAGGGCGGUGGGAGGGGAAGGUGGGGAGGAGGGAGUGGAUGGUGCUGCUGGUGGAGGUGAAGGAGGAGGAGGAGGUGGGGGAGGGGAGGGAGGGGGAGAAGCGGGAGAAGGAAGGGGAGAAGGAGAUGGAGGAGGAGAAGGAGGAGGAGGACGCGGAGAAGGAGAGGAAGGAGCAGUAGUUGCAGCCGCAGCAGCAGCAGCAGCAGCGCCAGCAGUGGCAAGGACGGUGACAGUGCAGUCGAUCUUAGACCAUGCCAGGCGCAUAGGCCCGCUGCUGGGAGUGGCGCCGGGGUUCCGAUACAGCAAGGGGUGGGUCUGCCGCUUCCUUCAGCGCUGGGGCUUCGGCAGCAAGCACCUCAAGAGCGGGGUGCUGGGGGUGGUGGCUUCUGGGGCCGGUGCUACUGUGGGUGGUGAAGCGGGGGGAGAGGAAGGGGAGGCGGGGGAGGAUGAGGAGGGGAGGGAGGAGAGAGAGGAGCGGGAGUUGCAGGAGCUGUUGAGUAUUGUGGACGCUCAAGCGGCUGAGCAGGCGCGUAUGGAGGCGAUGUAUGGUUGGGGGUACGGGGGAGGGGGAUAUGGUGGAGGGGGAUAUGGGGGAGGAGGGUAUGGAGGGGGUUAUGGGGGAGGGGGAUAUGGGGGAGGGGAGACAGGCCCGACAGGUACACCUGGGCAGGUGCCAUUUGCGGUGGGUGUCCCUGCUGCUAGGCUUGGAAUCAUCCGCACGCCCGAGGCUGCAGCUGCGGCUGCUGCAGCUGAGGCUGCGGCUUGGGAAUACGCUUCGGGAGGGGGCCCUGGGCAUUCGAGGAAGAGGAAGAGCAGGGGGUUUGGGAUUGGGCCUGGUGACGUGGCGCUGCACAAUAGGUCGAGAUCGCACUUCUGGGAUUUGAUGGUGACGGAAAUGGCAGGGAAGCAAGAGGGCGGGGUGAAGGCAGAGGAGGGUAUGGAGGGGGGAGGGCAUGUGGGUGGUGAAGAGAAGUAUGGCGAGGAAGGCAGAGCUGCUGCUGGGGCAGAGGGUGCUGCUGCUGCUGCUUCUGGUGAUGCUCCUGGUAGUGGUGCUGCUGGUGCUGCUGCUGCUGCUGGGGAGACGCGUUCCGUUGCUGCUGGUGAUGGUCCGGCUAAUGUGGUCAUCGCUGCUGGUAAUGACGUGAAGGAUGUGGCACAGGCAGAAGGUGCUGAUGGAAUGGCACAGGCGGGGAUGGACGGAGUGGAGGAGCAGCAGGGUGCUGCUGCUGCUGGGGAGACGGGUGCUGCUCUUGCUGCUGCUGGGGAGUCGGGUGCUGCUCCUGCUGCUGCUGGGGAGACAGGUGCAGCUGCUGCUGCAGCUGCAGAUGCCACUGCUGGUACUGGUGAUGUGAAGGUUGAUGUGGGGGGUGGGACUGUGGCAGGUGAGCGGGCGGAAGCAGAGAAGCAAGCAGAGGGCAACGAGAAAGGCAGGGAUGGAGAGGUGAGCAUUGCUGACAAGGGAGGAGCUGGUUCUGCAGUCGAAGCGCCUUCUUUUGCAGGGGAUGCUGCUGCUGUGGCUGCGGCUGAUGGUGCUGCUGCUCCUGACAAUCAUGCUGCUGGUGGUGGUCAAGAUGCCAAGGCUGCCGAAGCAGCAGCAGUAGAUGCGUCACAGAUAAAACCAGAGCAAACGCCUGUCCCAGCUGCUACAACAGCAGCACCGGCUACUACAACAGCAGCACCGGCUGCCCGUCAAUUGGCUCCAGCCCAAACCCCUCCCGUUGCUCCUGCGCAAGCAACACCGCAUGCACCUGCAGGACUAGAAGAGAAACCUGCAGCCGUAGCACAACCAGCAGGAACAACAGGACCAGCGGUAACGCCUGUAACUCCUGCAACCCCUGUAACACCAGCGUCAGCUCCCAUAACGCCUGUAACACCAGCAGUCACGCCUGUAACACCAGGCAUGCCAGCCCCUGCUACAGGUCCGGAAGGCUUUGGCUGGCAAGCCGGUUACAACUACCCUGGUUACGGCCAGGGGUACAGUUACAGCUCUGGAUAUGGCACCAGGGGAAGGAGAGGACGGGGAGGCGCUAGGGGGAGGGGGCGGGGAGGGAGGGGCAGGCGUGGGGGAGGCACGAGUGCUGCUGGUGGCGGCAUUGGGGGUAUUGGGGGAAGCAGGAUGAUGGGGCUUGCUGCGUCUGCUGGGUUGAUUCCAAGCUGGGCUGCUAAAGCAGUGGCGGCUGUUGAAUCCCCUUUUGCCCCGCCUCCCCCUCCUGCUCCUCCUUCCCCUCCCCCCCCUCCUCCUCCUCCUCCUCCUCCCCUUGCCCCUGCCCCUACCCCUGCCCCUGCCCCUGCCGCUGCCCCUGAAGCAGCAACAGCAGCAGCCUCAGAGUGUGCUCCUGCCCCUGCAGCACCUGCUGCUGUCGGAGUGAAUGUUACUGAGGGUGAUGCAGCUGCUGCUGAUGGUUCCGGGGCAGUGGUGGCUCCAGCUUAUGACGGGGAGGCUGGUGCACAUGCUGUUGCUGCUGCUGCUGCUGCUGCUGCUGCUGACGAUGCUGACGUUACUUCUGGUGCUGAUGCCUCGGUCCCUCUAAGUGCAGGUGUUCCUGAGACAUCUACAGAUCCUAUGGAUAUGGAUGUUAUUCUUCCACAGACAACUGCAGCUCCUACGGCUGCUGAUGUUGAUGUUGCUGUGGAUGGUGGGGCUGCUCCAGUUACUGUGGACAAUCCUGCUGCUGCAGCUGCUCCAGCACCGGUUUCUGCUGCUGCUUCCGAUGUUGCUGCUGGUGCUAUUGAAGUGCCUGCUGCUGACAAUGUUCAAGCUUCUGCCUCUGCUGCUGGUGACGACCCUACAUCUGCCAGCCUUACUACAGCCACUCCUGUUGUUGCCGCAGAUACUGUAACUGCAGCUGAUGCUGGUCCUGAUGCAACUACAGCUGAUAUGUCUGUGACAGCUGCUGCAGCGACAGUUGAUGCUACUCCAGCAGAUUCUAUGGCUGCUCAUGCCGAUGUUAUGGCUACCGAUGCUUUGGAGACACGCACUAUAGCAACGGAUGUAACAGCUACAGAUGCUGUGGCUACAGAUUUUAUGGCCACAUAUGUCUCAGCUACAUACUCUUCGGAUGCAGGCACGGCAGCUGACCCAUCCGCCCCUUCUGGGGUUGGUGGAGCGGCAGAAGCUGCAGCCACUGAGGCAGGCGUAAUGGGGGAUGGCACAAGUGGUGGAGUGGCAAGAGGUGGUGAAGGUUCUGGCAAUGCUGGUGGCGGUGCUGCUGGUGCUGCUGACCCUAUGGAGAUCGAAGCCGGUGUGGCCAAUGGCGAACCUCUUGACACCGUUGUCCCAGCUGCGCCGAGUCACCAGGAAACGGCAGCAGGUGGUGAAGCUGCACCCGGUGAAGCCGCACCCGGUGAAGCUGCACCCGGUGAAGCUGCACCCGGUGAAGCCGCACCCGGUGAAGCUGCACCCGGUGAAGCUGCACCCAGUGAAACUGCACCCAGUGACGCUGCACCCGGUGAAGCUGCACCCAGUGAAACUGCACCCAGUGACGCUGCACCCAGUGAAGCUGCACCCGGUGAAGCUGCACCCAGUGAAGCUGCACCCAGUGACGCUGCACCCGGUGAAGCUGCACCCAGUGAAGCUGCACCCAGUGAAACUGCACCCAGUGACGCUGCACCCGGUGAAGCUGCACCCGGUGAAGCUGCACCCGGUGUUUCUCCCCCUCCUGUGCUGGUUGGUGAAAAUGCUUCUACGGAAAGUGUGCCGGCAGCCAUCCUUCCUGCUACACCCAAUGCUGCUGAUGCUGAAGCCGGCAUGCCGACUAAUGUGGCUGAUGCUGGUGCUGAUACUGCUAUGGGUGAAACCGCAGCUGAAGCUGGAACUGCAGUUGCACAUGGUACUAGUGGUGAGGCCCUGGUGAUCGCACCUGCUGCCACGCACGCUCUCCCGCAUCCCCUCCCAGGUGCUCCCCCUCUCUUCACUUCGUCCCUCCCCAUUCCUGCUCCCCUGGGCUCAGGCCUCACCCACGCGCCACUGCAUUCCUCCUCUGAGGUCUCUGCCUUCUCGCCUGCCCUGGGACAAAGCCGAGUGCUGCCCGUUGCUGCCCCUGCUGCUGCUGCUACCGCUGCUUCUGCUGUUGAUGAUGCUGCCAGAACUGCUGCUGCUGUUGCUGAUGCUCCUGCUUUUGAUGGUAGCACUGCUGCUGUUGCUGCUGAUGACCUGUCUUGUGCUGCUUCUGGGUCUGCUAGUUUUGCUACAGCUGUUGAUGCUGCUACAGCUGUUGACGCUGCUACACCUGUUGAUGCUGCAACUGCUGGUGCUGCAGUGGGUGAAACCAAUGGGGAUGCUGAUAGGCAACAGCAAGAGCUCAGUGCUGCGCCUGAAGAACCCUCUGCUGCUGCUCCUCCUGCUGCUGCUGCUGCUGCUGCUGCUCCUCCUGCUGCUGCUGCUGCUGCUGCUGCACCGUCUGCUGACGAGUGUGAAAAUCCCUAUGCAUUUGCUGCGCCUCAAGAGUCUGCUGCAGAGGAUAUCAGUGUUCCACAAGUGGCACAACUGCCUGCAGAGCAACUCACCCAUGCUGCUGCUGCUGCUCCACCUGCUGCUGGUGUUGCUGAUCCCAACGACCCCUAUGCUUUUGCGAAGCCUCAAGAAGAGCCUGCAGCACCACAUGCCAAUAGCACGCCAGAGCCACCACCGCCUGCUGCCGGCCCUGAAGACGCAGACCCGUAUGCUCUUGUCUAGGGGGGCACGGUGUUUGCAUCCUAGCAUGAUCCCCUUAGUUCCCUAUUUCUCCUCACCCUUUCUUGCCCAUCCCCCUUACUAUGAACCCCACGCUUUUCCUGUUCCGCGGGCUUGUCUUACAUACUCGCUUCCAUGAACUUUCUGGCGGUGCGGAAUAGAACGUUCGUAUGCAGCCAGUUGUGUAUUUGCACCUGAGCUUCAAUUUCACAUC